Messenger RNA from Pediculus humanus corporis (human body louse), 570 nucleotides. Its product is annotated as protein lethal, putative. The record is from RefSeq and is a predicted model, not a curated record. Gene Ontology annotation, biological process: protein refolding; response to heat. Lineage: Eukaryota; Metazoa; Arthropoda; Insecta; Psocodea; Pediculidae. Bases 1 to 570 code for a protein of 189 amino acids. Gene Ontology annotation, molecular function: protein folding chaperone. The transcript has 3 exons.
AUGUCUCUCGUUCCCUUAUUAUAUCGUGACUGGUGGGAUGACUUUGAUCGUCCCAUGAAACUUUUUGAUCAAAAUUUUGGUUUGGGUUUGAGAAGAGAUGAUUUGGUGAGUUCUCUUUUCAACAGUCCAAUGCUUCGAAGUGGUUAUUUAAGACCCUGGAGAGAACUAUCGAGACAAUCUAGUGGAAGUUCUACUGUACAAUCCGACAAAGAUAAAUUUCAGGUUAUAUUGGACGUCCAACAAUUUGCACCAAGCGAAAUAGUCGUCAAGACGCAAAACAAUGUUGUCCUCGUCGAGGGAAAACACGAAGAAAAACAAGACGAACAUGGAUUUAUUUCUAGACAUUUUGUUAGAAAAUACGUAUUGCCAUCAGACAUCGAGGUAUCGAACAUCACAUCGAGUCUUUCUUCCGAUGGAGUUCUUACAAUAUCAGCUCCUAAAAAGACAACUCCUGCUGUUGCUGGAGAACGCGUUGUCCCGAUCAAUCAAACUGGUAGACCUGCUGUUAAACAAGCACCUUCUACACCAACAUCUGAAACUCCAACUUCCGAAUCAGCACCAGUAAAAUAA